Molecule: messenger RNA, 567 nt
Organism: Camellia sinensis
Lineage: Eukaryota; Viridiplantae; Streptophyta; Magnoliopsida; Ericales; Theaceae
Source: RefSeq, a predicted model, not a curated record
AUGACCAAUGAAAGCGCCGAUGACAUUAAUGUCGGCGUUGCCCUUACUACGGCGCUGCUCCUUCCUGGUGAUUUGGAGCGGAAUGCCGGGUAUAGUGAAUAUGUGAACUAUGCCCUAAUGCUCCAGCACUCUGUUCAAGCCAUCCAGCAUGCCCACUCAUUUUCAAUGCAAUCUUUCCAGAAUCGAGAGAAGCUGGUCGACCUGAGGAGGGAGGUUUCUUCCCUCAAAAAGGAGAAUAAAUCUCUUGAAUUAAAGAUGAAAAAAUUGGAGGAUCAGGCCGAGGCUGCCACCAAAGCCCAAACCUUAGCCGAGGAAAAGGCUGAAUCUGCUGAGGCCAUCAAGACAGUUGCUGAAUCCCAAAAAAAAGAGGCCGAGGCGAGAGCGGCCCAGGCCGAGAAGGAACUUCAGGAAGCCUUGGCCACAAAGGAAGCCGAAAUCAAAGAGGUUGAUGAGAAGGCAUAUGCUCAGGGUGUGGCCGGCGUCACUGAGGAUUACAAGCUUCAAGUUAGGCAGGCAUGCAACAGGGGAUUUUCCCUUGGUUGGAUGUCCCUGAUAAAAAAAACUUGA